AUGAAGACAAGGAAAAACGUCCACCCGAGUAUCCGCAUAACCCAAUUUGACAGAACGUUUAUGAAGUGCAAGGAGGGGUACAACAGGAGGUACUCCCACCUGAAGGACAGCGAGCUGUUUGGCAGCUUCCGCUUUGUUGGGAGGCAAAAGAAGGGAAUCACCUCUCCGAGGUAUUAUCUGCCCAAGUACGUGGAGCGGCCCAAUUACCACCGCACGGGCACGCCUGUGUACGUGCCGUAUGGGAGCGGCGGCCAGAGGAGCGGCGGCCAAAUGAGUGGCAGCCAAGGGAGUGCCGACCAAAGGAGUGACUUCAAUGAGAGGGGAAAAUCCCCCCACCCGUAUGGCAACGUCAAACGCGAGGAAGAAAUCGAAACGAUUAGGAGCAACUGCCAGUUCGCGCGAGAACUGAUGGACGACGUGUCCUACAUCAUCUGCGAAGGAGUGACGACGAACGAUUUAGAUAUUUACAUCCUAAAUAAGUGCAUCAAUAAUGGCUACUACCCCUCUCCUCUGAACUACCACCUCUUCCCAAAAAGCUCCUGCAUCUCAAUUAAUGAAAUCCUUUGCCAUGGAAUCCCAGAUAACAACAUCCUCUACGAAAACGACAUCGUCAAAGUAGACAUCAGCGUCUUCAAAGAUGGCUUCCACGCGGAUAUGUGUGAAAGUUUCCUUGUUCCUAAAUUAACAAAAAAUGAAAAAAAAAAAAAAAAAAAAUUUUACGAUUUUAUAUAUUUGAAUGAUAAGCUCCGGACGAGACACACCAAAUUCAUUUUGAAGUACCACUUUGACCUCACGACUAACAAAGUUGUGAAGACGGGAAAGCACUGCUCCAUCAAACGGAUCAGGUACGACCCCCCCAACUCGAAGGACCGCCCCACUGAGCAGCACCGCUCCUACGACGAUAACAGCAAUGCGGUGAUGAGCAGCGGCGACUUGGGGGGGAACGCACCCUUCCCCGGGGGGGAUUACCACAACGCUGCUGAUGGGGGGGCGCUCCCGGGGGAGGACCUCGACGAGCUCGAGCAGUUCCACAGGCAGUACGAUGAGCAGGUCAUCUACGAUAAGCAGCAGAGCAGCAGAACGUAUGAGGACCUCCAGAGCUACCUCUACAGGCAGAGUAGGGGCCCCCCAAGCGAUCAUGGCAACCGAAGCGAUCAUAACCGGUUCGCCUUCUUCGACAAGAGGAAGCCGGGCGUGGACGAACUCAAACGCCUUAUGCGUGAAAAAAACUUGGACCUCAUAAGAACCGCCCACGAGUGCACCAUGGAGGCCAUCCGCGUCUGUAAGCCCGGUGUCCCCUUCAGUGCCAUAGGGGAAGCAAUAGAGAGCCACCUAGAAAGGAAGAAUAAGGGCCACCUACGCUACGCAGUGGUCCCCCAUCUGUGCGGACACAACAUAGGGAGGAACUUCCACGAGGAGCCAUUCAUCAUGCACACACGGAAUGACGACGACAGACUGCUGUGCGAAAACCUCGUGUUUACCAUUGAGCCAAUUAUUUCCGAGCGACCCUGCGACUUCAUUAUGUGGCCGGACAACUGGACGUUAAGCAACGCCAGGUAUUUCUUUUCCGCUCAGUUUGAGCAUACCAUCGUUGUGCGGAAGGACGGCGCGGAGGUGCUCACCGGGAAAACGGACCGCUCUCCCAAGUUCGUUUGGGAGUGCGAAAAGGGGUAG
This is a messenger RNA of Plasmodium vivax (malaria parasite P. vivax), 1674 nucleotides long. Its product is annotated as methionine aminopeptidase, putative. The record is from RefSeq and is a predicted model, not a curated record. Lineage: Eukaryota; Apicomplexa; Aconoidasida; Haemosporida; Plasmodiidae. The transcript has a single exon. The coding region runs from base 1 to 1674 and encodes 557 amino acids.